AUGGCAUGGAUCUUGGUGCUAUUGCCACUAGCUGCAUCGGCAAUCACCGCAUCUAGCUCCUUGGUGAAGCCUGGCUGCCAGGCGCGAUGCGGCGAAGUUGACAUCCUCUACCCAUUCGGCAUCGGCGCCGGCUGCUUCCGCAGGGGCUUCCAGAUCGGCUGCAACAACAUGACCGGCGGCGGCGCCGAUAAGCCAUUCCUGACGGAUGCGAAGAUGCGCUCCGAGCCCAUACUCGUGUUGAACCUGACCGUGACACCCCGCGCGAGGGUCCGGGUGAUGGUGCCAGUGGCUUACCAGUGCUUUGACGCGACCGGUAACAUGACCAACAGAUUUGACGGCCAGCUGAGAGUCAACCCGGUGGGUGUGUACCGCAUCUCCGACACCGCCAACGAGCUCUUCGUCCUGGGCUGCGACGCGUUCAUCUACGCCGGCAGAGGAAGUCGACGACGCCAAAAUCCAGAAUCAUACUCGUAUUUCAGCGGGUGUGUGGCCUACUGCAACAGUACCAAGAGCGCGCGCGACCGAAAGUGCAAUGGCGUCGGCUGCUGCCGCGUCGGUAUCCCGCAAGCCCUCCUCGACACCAGGAUGACGUUCGGCGAUUGGCCGCAUGCAGGCAUGGACUUCAGCCCCUGCAACCACGCCUUCAUUGUGGAGAGGAAUCACUAUGUAUUCCAGGCCGCCGACUUGAAGAGGACGCCGGACCCGGCCAAGCCGUGGAGAAUGCCGCUUUGGCUCGACUGGGCCAUCCGCAACGGCAAUAACUCCUUGUCAUGCCCCCUGGCGAGAGAAUCACCGGGAUACGCUUGCGUGAGCAAGCACAGCGAGUGCGCGAAUUCCACCAAUGGGAUGGGGUAUUUUUGCAAAUGCAAGAAAGGAUACGAGGGCAACCCAUACCUUGAUAACGGAUGCACAGAUAUCGACGAGUGCAAACAGCCACAGUCACAUUCAUGCUUCGGCAAGUGUACCAACAUGGAUGGAUCUUUCGACUGCAGGUGCCGACGAGGAUUUCAAGGCAACGCCACCCAACCAUUAGGCUGUGUCAAGUCCAUACACACAGGUUUAAUCAUUGGUCUAUCAGUUUCAAGUGGCCCAAUUAUUCUACUUCUGUUUAUCGGCUCAAAGAUAAUAAUUCGCAAGCUUAAACAUCAAAAGGAACAAAAGUUGCGACAGAGGUUCUUCAAUGAAAAUCGUGGACAACUGUUGCAGCAAUUGGUAUCUCAUAGGUCAGACAUUGCAGAAAGGAUGAUCAUCCCAUUAAAGGAGCUGAAAAAGGCCACAAACAACUUUCAUCCAACUCGUAAGCUUGGUGGUGGCGGGCACGGUACCGUAUACAAAGGAAUUUUGUCAGACUUGCAUGUUGUGGCCAUCAAAAAGUCAAAUAUUGUGGUCAAGAGUGAGAUUAACGAGUUUAUAAAUGAAGUUGCCAUACUCUCACAAAUCAAUCAUAGGAACAUCGUAAAACUUUUUGGAUGUUGUCUCGAGACAGAAGUCCCUUUAUUGGCUUAUGAGUUCAUUUCCAAUGGAACCCUAUGUGAUUAUCUUCAUAAGACACCACUAAGAUCAAUACCAUGGCAAGACAUAUUAAGGAUUGCAACAGAAAUUGGCAAAGCUCUUGCUUACCUUCACUCGGGUGUUUCCGUCCCCGUGAUACACAGAGAUAUCAAGUCUACCAAUAUACUUCUUGAUGAUGCUUUGACAGCAAAGGUGUCUGACUUUGGAGCUUCAAGGCACAUUCCUAGGGAUCAAACAGGGAUAACAACAGCGGUGCAAGGAACUUUAGGGUAUUUAGAUCCUAUGUACUUUUACUGUGGCCGGCUAACAGAAAAAAGUGACGUUUAUAGCUUUGGAGUAGUUCUUGUUGAGUUGCUUACGAGGAAGAUGCCAAUUACAUAUAGAUCGUCCAAAGGUGAUGGGCUUGUUGCACAGUUUAUUGAACUACUUUCAGGAGGUAAAUUGGAAGAAAUACUGGAUCCACAGGUCAUGGAGGAGGGAGGUAGCCAAGUUGAGGAAGUAGCUGCUCUAGCUGUGUCGUGCACGAAACUAAGAGCGGAGGAGCGACCAACCAUGAGGUCAGUGGAGAUGACACUGGAGGCCCUUCAAGGACCCAAAGAGCGUGUUCGGGUUAGGGAUGAUUUACUGGCAAAAACAAAUGAGGGGAGUUAUUCGGCAAUGAGAUAUACAUCAUCUAUAAGAAGGACAAGCUCAGAGAACGUGAGUAGACAAUAUAGUCAAGAAGAAGAAUAUCUGCUGUCUGGCAGCUACCCUCGAUAG
Messenger RNA from Triticum urartu, 2271 nucleotides. RefSeq names its product wall-associated receptor kinase 2-like. The record is from RefSeq and is a predicted model, not a curated record. Gene Ontology annotation, cellular component: plasma membrane. Gene Ontology annotation, biological process: protein phosphorylation; cell surface receptor signaling pathway. Gene Ontology annotation, molecular function: calcium ion binding; ATP binding; polysaccharide binding. Lineage: Eukaryota; Viridiplantae; Streptophyta; Magnoliopsida; Poales; Poaceae.